Osmerus eperlanus (European smelt) is the source of this 1883-nucleotide messenger RNA. RefSeq names its product bcl-2/adenovirus E1B 19 kDa-interacting protein 2-like protein. The record is from RefSeq and is a predicted model, not a curated record. Bases 202 to 1221 code for a protein of 339 amino acids. Gene Ontology annotation, cellular component: cytoplasm. Gene Ontology annotation, biological process: apoptotic process. Lineage: Eukaryota; Metazoa; Chordata; Actinopteri; Osmeriformes; Osmeridae. The transcript has 10 exons.
UCAGGUGUGUCGCCCGUAACAGCUCAGCCGCCGUCCUCAGCCUGUCUGGAUGGAAGCUUCUCUCUCACCUGAACACGUAGAUCCAGGCGGCACGGUUUCCACAGAGGCGAGACCUCCGUAGGGUAGGACCAGACAGACACGCCGAAGCCCAGAGAGAUCAGACAGGAAAAGUACAACAACAGCGACAACCAAAGCGUCCCCAUGGAGACCGGCGGAAAGGCCGAGCACGAGGAGGACACUUCCAGUACUGCUUCCAGUGCAUCAGAUGGAGACCUGUCAGAUGAGCCCUCGGAGAGGAGCGGCAGGGCAGAAGGGGAGAAGCCAGCCCCUCCCAAUAGCCUUGCACUGGGGUCAGAACCCAGGAAGCGUCGCUUGAUGGCCCCGGCUCUCAGCCUAUCACUGGGCAGGAGUGAGUCCGUCGUCUCGGAGGAAUUCCUGUCUGCUGCCAUCUCACCUUCCAUCGACGAGGAAGACCUAGGGUUGGACCUCGACCUGGACGCCAUGGAAACGCCCUCGGACAGCGAGUCCCUCCACUUCCCCUCCCAUGAUCUGGACCUGGAGGAAGACUUCCACAGGCUGGGCGUGGCAACGGGUCGUCCCAGGGGGCGUUCGCCGGUGGCGGGGCCGGAGGCCUCUGAGGAGGGGUCCCUGGAGCAGGACCAGACUGACAGCCAGGGCACCAGGUGGCGCUGUUUCACCACGGGGGAGCCUCCUCAGAAGAACCGGGUCAACAUGAGCGUUCUGGAGCCCUACCUGAGGGUGCUAUCCCAUGGAGGUUACCAUGAAGAUGGGCCAGAUGACAUCAUCGUCUUCUCCUCUUGCUAUCUCCCUGACAACAGCACAGAGAACUACCAGUAUGUCAUGGAUAACCUCUUCAGGUACGUGAUUGGCACGUUGGAGCUCAUGGUGUCUCAGGAUUACGUCAUCGUCUACCUGUGUGCUCUGACCCAGAGGAACAAGCUGCCCGCCAUUGGCUGGCUCAGAGAAUGCUACACCGCUAUCGACCGCAGGCUCAGGAAGAACUUGAAAGCUCUCUAUGUGGUACAUCCCACCUGGUACAUCAAGGCCCUCAUCACCAUCAUCAAACCCUUCCUCAGCUCUAAGUUCAGCAGGAAGCUCCAGUUCAUCUCCAGUCUGGAGGAUCUCUCCCAGCACGUCCCCACAGAGGGGCUGCAGAUCCCAGACGGUGUCCGACAGUUUGAUAAAAGCAUGAGCAGGUGAUGCUGGACACCCGUACAAUUAGGAGCAGUCACACAAAAUGGUAGAUGGAAUCGCCCACUUCUGACAGCCAAUCAGAUGGCAGGACACAUGGCCAACAACCAGUAUCAUAAGUCUAAUGUCUACAGGGGCUGGCCCCUCCUACUUUCAGCUCGUACUGAGAAGACACCCUAACCCUUCAAACAUUCAUUAUAUAAGUUCCAAUAUGGCUGUUGUUACCAUGGCAAUAGGCUGGCAGACUAAACAGGUUCCUACCUGAGGGUCCUCUUGUUCCUACCCGGUAAGAGUCUUAUAAGAGAUGUGGAAACAGCCCAUAUAGUCUGUUUGGUUCAGGAGCACUUUUUCCUAGCAGUUCUGUCGUUGUUGCGUCAUGUUCUAUCUUUUACAUCUUCUGAUAUCUGUUAUCUUCAGACUGAAUGUGAAAGACAGUUCUUAGUUUGGGCAACCAACAACAACAACAAAAAUAUUUGGUACUGUCUCUUUUUUACGGUCUCUCCAUCACAGUCUUUCUUUUAAUCAGUCUGUCUUUUACGGUGUCUGUAAUAUUCACCUGAGGAGGGAGCGGCAUUUCAGUUCCUUGUAAAGGUGUCUUGCAAACAGAGAUAACUUAUCUCAAUGUGAUUAAGCUGUAUAAAAAAUAAAUGUUUAAUAAACUGUCCACACUU